AGAGAGAGAGAGAGAGAGAGAGAAAGGGUGGGAGGAGAAGCUGGGAGGAGAGUUGAAUUAAUGAAUUAAAAUGUCCUGAGUCCAGUUGAGUGACUGAAUAGGCUACUUUUUCAUUUAUAAGGAGAGACAAGUGAAAACUUGAGAGAAGAGGACAAUUCAACUUCUACAUGAACCCGCGAACCAUCACAGCUCCAGAUGCAACGGGGGACAUUGCAACUAUUUUAUUACAUAAUAACUCUGUAACGUUCAACCGGAACCGGUACCGACUGACACUUCAGUCUUAGAGAAACCAUUGAUUUGUCUUUGGUAAAUUCGGGAUUAGAUUCGUAGGCUACAGAAACUUGGUGAUUUGAACGGUUUGUAAAAAUGGUUUUAUUGUCAGGCAUAUUAGAAUUAUAAUGGCAAUAUCUCAAACUACAAUCAGGAUGGAAAUCUGUAGACAAUGAAAGUUGGGUGUCUCGUGCUCAUGCGUGUGAGAGAACUGUCAACAAGUGUGCAUUCCUCCAAUCCAUGACGUCGCACUGAGUAAAAAGUCAACAAAUAGGCAAAUUGAUCAUAACAUACAUUUUUUAAAUGUGUUUUGGGGGAUACAAACACUUUUAAAAGUCUCAAAAUUGCAUUCAACAAUUGCAACAAAAGCUCUCUCCCUCACUCUAAUUUCCACCGUCAAGUCCUUUCCCAUUUAUCCAUUCUAUCCCCCUUCACCCCCGACCUCACUCCUCCAUCAUCAACUCCCCCUCCCACCAUCCCUCCCUUCUUCCCCUGAUAAAGCUGCAGCCAUGACGUCGGCCACUCCCCCCUCCUCACGCGGCUCCUCCCCCCAGAAGGUGUGUCACUCCAUGACACAGACGGAGGUUCUGAAGCCGCUGCUGGGGGCAGGGGGGGCGGAAGGGGUGGGGGUGGCAACUGCGGCAGGGGGGGCAGCGACGGCAGGGGGGGCAGCGACGGCAGGGGGGGCAGCGACGGCAGGGGGGGCAGCAACAGCGGUCUGCGCACUUCGACGGAGACGGCGCGUUCUCUCCAAGGACGGGCACAGCAACGUGCACAUCGAGCAUGUGAGCGGGCGCAGGGCGAUGUACCUGCGUGACAUCUGGACGACCUUCCUGGACAUGCAGUGGCGCUACAAGCUCUUCCUGUUCUCGGCCACCUUCGCCGGCACCUGGUUCCUGUUCGGGGUUCUGUGGUACCUGGUGGCGCUGGUGCACGGAGACCUGCUAGAGUUUGACCCUCCGUCCAACCACACCCCGUGUGUGAUGCAGGUGCAGACUCUGACGGGGGCGUUCCUCUUCUCACUGGAGUCGCAGACCACAAUUGGCUACGGCUUCCGUUGCAUCACAGAGGAAUGUCCCGCCGCCAUCAUCCUCCUCAUCCUCCAGCUGGUCAUCACCAUGGUGCUUGAGAUCUUCAUCACUGGAACCUUCCUCGCCAAGGUGGCGCGGCCCAAGAAGAGAGGAGAGACAGUGAAGUUCAGUCAGUACGCUGUGGUGUCCAAUCACGAGGGCCGACCCUGCCUCAUGAUCCGUGUGGCUAACAUGCGCAAGAGCCUGCUGCUGGGCUGCUCGGUGACGGGGAAGUUGCUCCAGACGUCCCAGACCAAGGAGGGGGAGACGAUGCAUCUGGACCAGAGGAACGUUCCCUUCCAGGUGGACACGUCCAGUGAUAGCCCCUUCCUCAUCCUCCCCCUCACCUUCUACCACAUCAUAGACGACAGCAGCCCGCUCAGAGCCUGGGCUGCCAAGGGAGGGGGAUGGACGGAUCCGGAUCUGGCAGACUUUGAGCUGCUGGUGAUCAUGAGUGCCACGGUGGAGCCCACCUCCGCCACCUGCCAGGUGCGCACCUCCUACCUGCCUGAUGAGAUCCUGUGGGGGUAUGAGUUCCCCCCCGUGGUCUCCCUGUCCCCGUCUGGGAAGUAUGUGGCGGACUUCACCUUCUUCGACAAGGUGGACAAAACGAAAACCCCGCCCCUCUUCAAACAGGCCCCCCCCCCAAGCCCGGCCAUGCACUCAUCCCGCAGCAGCAGAGGGGGCGCAGAGGAAGGGGCGGACCCAGAGAAGAUGAAACUAGAGGAGAGCUAUCGAGGGGAGGAGAGGGGGAGGGGCAGGGGGAGGGGGAGGGGCAGGGGGAGAGACAGUAGCCCCCUCAGUGUCCGUAUCAGUAAUGUAUAGAGAGAGAGAGAGGAUGGAGGGAGAGAGAGAGCAGAGAGAGAGCAGAGAGAGAGAGAGCAGAGAGAGAGAGAGAGAGAGAGAGCAGAGAGAGAGAGAGAGAGAGAGAGAGCGAGAGAGAGCAUGAAUGAGACGGAAUGAGAGAGUUACGAGAAAGAAGAAAAGAGAGGAGACUGUAUGGAGAUUGAUAAAUUAUCAAGUGAGAAUAAAAAGAGCUGCUCCUCUGUUGGGAAAUGUGAACACACACACACACACGCUCCUUGUUUGGACUUUAUGCGUUUGUAUCGCCCCUUGUAAGGAUUCAACAGGUGAUGUCCUUCAAAGGAACAAAAUACAUCCCAUUUGUGUCUACUGUCCUGUAAUCAAAGAUGGACCAAGAAAGCUUUUUAAACUUAAUUUGUCUGUAUUUUUUAUAAGAAGACUUUGUGUGACUGGAAAGGUCAAGGUUGACUGGUUUACCAGGACAAAACAUGGUUCAGGAGGACAUAAUCAAAGGAACCAUGCAGUGGAGGCUGCUGAGGGGAGGACGGCUCAUCAUAAUGUCUGGAACAGAGUAAAUGGAAUGGCAUCAAACACAUGGAAACCAUAACAUUCCACUUAUUCCACUCCAACCAUUACCACAAGCCCAUCCUCCCCAAUUAAGAUACCACCAUCCUCCUGUGGAAUCAUUGUACUGUUACUGUUUUUAACACAGAAAGGUACUCUGUCUGCAGGACAUGAGAGUGGAAAUACUGGAUAAUUUUUUUUAAACAUUUUUUUUGAAGGAUUUUAAUUGAAUAUAUGAUAUCGUAUGUAUACUGUAUGUAUCUGUCCCUAAUGAUGCGAUAUCCAGCAGUACUUAUUCAUCUGAGUAUAUGCUUAGCAGGGUUGGGGUCCAUUCCAUUUAAAUUCCGGUAAAUUCAGAAAGUAAACCAAAUUCCAAUUCCAAAUGUUCAUUGUCACUCAUUGAAAAGCACUGAAGAGAAAUUAAAUUGGAAUUUCAGUGUACUUCUUGAAUUGACUAGAAUUGAAAUGUAAUUCAUUCCAACCCUGAUGUUUAGUGUUUCUGUUAUUUUUUAUUUUAUUUUUCACUGGAAAAUAUGAAUGUUAACAAUACUAAAAGCACUUUAACUUGAUGGUGUUUGUGUACACAAGCAUAUGUAUAUGUUUCAGUGUGCGUGCGAGGCUGCAUGUAUGUGUGUUUUAACAUAUGCAUGUUCAUAUGCAUGUACUUGUUAUUCCUCCUGUACUUCAAUACCUGAUCACUCCUGUGGUCAUUCUAAAACGUGCCACUAAACUCUGCCUUUUGAUGUGCCAGUGUCUGUGCAGUCGAGCAUCAGAUUUCAAUAUCAUAUGGUGUGGUUAGCUGACAUGUUAAACACCUAUCCACUCGUUGUGAGAUCUGGCAGGCGUCUGCAAUGAAGUCAGGCAAGAAUGCUACCAUUGCCUGUGAUUGGUUAUAAUGUGUUGGCCAGGCCAGGUCCCAUCUGUAAUAUUGCAACCUCAUCACCCUAACAGAUAAUAUACUAUGAAGUGUUGCCCAGGCCAGGUCCCAUCUGUAAUACUGGAACAGAUAAUAUACAAUGAAAUGUCUGUUUUUAAUAAAAGUGCAGAUUUACAACA
Messenger RNA from Oncorhynchus masou masou (cherry salmon), 3764 nucleotides. RefSeq names its product ATP-sensitive inward rectifier potassium channel 10-like. Gene Ontology annotation, cellular component: plasma membrane. Gene Ontology annotation, biological process: regulation of monoatomic ion transmembrane transport; potassium ion import across plasma membrane. The transcript has 6 exons. The coding region runs from base 780 to 2165 and encodes 461 amino acids. The record is from RefSeq and is a predicted model, not a curated record. Gene Ontology annotation, molecular function: inward rectifier potassium channel activity. Lineage: Eukaryota; Metazoa; Chordata; Actinopteri; Salmoniformes; Salmonidae.